This is a messenger RNA of Hemicordylus capensis (graceful crag lizard), 1178 nucleotides long. RefSeq names its product HLA class II histocompatibility antigen, DP alpha 1 chain-like. The record is from RefSeq and is a predicted model, not a curated record. Lineage: Eukaryota; Metazoa; Chordata; Lepidosauria; Squamata; Cordylidae. The transcript is spliced from 5 exons. Bases 364 to 912 code for a protein of 182 amino acids.
UUGAGCCUCCUUUGUAAAGCGACUUGCUCAAUUGGAGCUCUGCCUCUGGACUUCCUGGGGAAGAAGCCCUCUCUUCUGAGGCAAAAAAAGGUCCAGUUUAAUCAAUUUCAGAGGAAAUCACUUCUGGAAAGAUGAGGACAGGCCAAGUCACAACCACAAGGCCUGACACUGACUGUGGAGACGUUUGUGGAGCUGGACUUCUUCCAGGAGAGCUUCCCGUCGGAGCAGAAGUCCGGGGAGUUCCUGCAGGGCAUGAACGGGGAGGAGUUCUUCCAUGUGGAAUGGGACAAGAGGCAGAACGUCUGGAGGCUGCCCAACAUCCCCAACUACUUUGGCUUUGACGCGUAGGGUGCUGUGGGCAACAUGGACAUCAUAAAAAAUAACACUGAGGUCCCGAUCAAGCGCAGCAACCGCAGCCAGACCCCCAGCGGUACCAGGAGGGGGCCCAGGAGAGCUCCUCGGUUUGGUGGAGUGGCUCCUCCUACAGCAACUGUGUUCCCCAAAAACCCUGUGGAAAUGGGGGACCCCAACGUGCUCGUCUGCUUCAUGGACCAGUUCUUCCCCCCAGUGCUGAACAUCACCUGGCUGAAGAACAGAGAGGAGGUUUCCCAGGGCGUGACGGACACAGACUUCUUCCCCAGUGUGGACAACGCCUUCCGUAAGUUCUCCUACCUGGCCUUUGUUCCGCAGCAUGGAGAUGUCUACAUCUGCCAGGUGGACCACUGGGGCCUCCCUCAGAGCCUGGCCAAGCUGUGGCACUCCAAGGAGCCGACGCUCAUCCCAGAGACGAAGGAGAACGUGGUGUGUGGCCUGGGCUUGGCCAUGGGCCUCCUGGGCAUCAUCGCUGGCACCGUCCUUUUCUUCAAGGCCAGGAGGAUGAAUGGCAUCAACCAGCGCAGGGGCCCCCUAUAAUGGAGCAGCAGCCAGACCAGCUCCUUCCCCCGACAGCCACUCUGCAAGUCCCAGAACUGCGUCUCUCACUCCAUCCCUGGUCAAGGCUUUGCUACACCAACCUGGUCCUUGCUGCCCGGAUCUGCUCCUUCCCACCCCAGGGACCUCUGGCACUGCCGAAGCAUGGCUCUUCCCCAGUGAGGUGGAAGUGGAAUUAAGACUCCGGUUCACUAGACACAUCCUUUAGUGUUCUUGAUGUGGAUCUUAAGAAUGAAACCAUUCUUUGC